AUGGAAGGGACUUGUGAGAUCAUUCCCUUGUCUGGCAAUUGCCAGAGAUGCCAGGAGUAUAGAGUCAGAUGCAGCUUUCAAUCACGUACAACAUUGAUUGAGACAUUGUACCAGAAUAUAAUGGAACUCAGAACUAAGCUGUCCUUAAAGGAAUGGGCUGUCAAGGAGCGUGAGGAAGAGUACAAUAAGUUGCUUGAGGAGUACAACAAACUCAAGGAGAGCUAUACAGAAAUAUUUGACAUUGCUUUCAAAAACAGCCCAGAUGAACAGGCUGAACAACCUGGACAAUAG
Puccinia graminis f. sp. tritici CRL 75-36-700-3 is the source of this 291-nucleotide messenger RNA. RefSeq lists its product as uncharacterized. The record is from RefSeq and is a predicted model, not a curated record. Bases 1 to 291 code for a protein of 96 amino acids. Lineage: Eukaryota; Fungi; Basidiomycota; Pucciniomycetes; Pucciniales; Pucciniaceae. The transcript has 2 exons.